CAUAUCGACUAGAACUUCCCGAAACCUUACGUAUUCACCCAGUCUUCCACAUAUCCUUACUGAAACCAUAUCAUUCUAACGAAUUCAAAAACAAAGAAAUUACUGAACCAAUCCAAAAUAUUGCAAAUAAAACUCCGCAAGAAUACGAAGUCGAAGCUAUACUGGACAAAAGAACAUACUACCGCUGUUUACAGUACUUGGUGAAAUGGAAAGGGUACCCGUUGUAUGAUGCGACCUGGGAACCUCUAAAUAAACUCGAUAAUUAUAGAGAUCUAGUAAAAGAAUUCGAAAAAAAUGGUGAAACUGUUUUAAAUGGGGGAGAGU
Molecule: messenger RNA, 324 nt
Organism: Racocetra persica
Lineage: Eukaryota; Fungi; Glomeromycota; Glomeromycetes; Diversisporales; Gigasporaceae
Source: the annotation of a GenBank genome assembly